Messenger RNA from Chlorocebus sabaeus (green monkey), 3612 nucleotides. It is a transcript of the gene ADGRE5, whose product is annotated as adhesion G protein-coupled receptor E5. Gene Ontology annotation, biological process: adenylate cyclase-activating G protein-coupled receptor signaling pathway; cell surface receptor signaling pathway. The record is from RefSeq and is a predicted model, not a curated record. Gene Ontology annotation, cellular component: plasma membrane. NCBI's taxonomy places the organism in Eukaryota, Metazoa, Chordata, Mammalia, Primates, Cercopithecidae. Gene Ontology annotation, molecular function: G protein-coupled receptor activity; calcium ion binding.
UUCCCGUCCAGAGCAGCCAGCCCGAACAGAGGCCAGAGGGUUCGUCAGAGCCACAUGGUGGAAACUCCAGCAGAGGGUUUUGAAAGCAGGUUGCACUUCAUUCUUGCUGAGGGAGUGCACGCGUGUGUGUGUGUGUGUGUGUGUGUGUGUGUUUGCAGCGCCCCUGGGUCUGUGUUUUUAUUGUACUUUCCUGCUGGUUUCCAGCUGCACCGCCAGUUCCGGGGAGGGCCCUGGGCCAGCGGCUGUCAGUCCCCACCUCCUUCAUAAAGUCCUGGCCUCGGGACAGUCCGCACAGCUACCCAGCCUGAGACGGGGCAGCCCGCAGAGCUGCCCAGCCUAGGGAGACAGGACAGACCUGUCCCACUCACUCUUUCCCCUACCGCUCCUGCCGGCAGCUCGAACCAUGGGAGGCCGCGUCUUUCUCGCAUUCUGUGUCUGGCUGACUCUGCUGGGAGCCGAAACCCAGGACUCCAGGGACUGUGCCCGGUGGUGCCCUGAGAACUCCUCGUGUGUCAGCGCCACCGCCUGUCGCUGCAAUCCAGGGUUCAACUCUUCAUCUGAGAUCUUCACCUCCCCCACGGAGAUUUGUGACGACAUCAAUGAGUGUGCGCCACCGUCGAAAGUGUCUUGCGGAAAAUUCUCGGACUGCAGGAACAUAGAGGGGAGCUACGACUGCGUGUGCAACCCGGGAUAUGAGCUUGUUUCUGGGGCAAAAACAUUCAAGAAUGAGAGCGAGAACACGUGUCAAGCGCUUUGGGAGGCUGAGGCGGAAGGAUCUCUUGAGGCCAGGAGUUCAAGACCAGCCCAUAGCAACAUAACAAGACCCCACCCCUAUAAAAGGGGAGACCAAGACGUGGACGAAUGUCAGCGGAACCCAAGGCUCUGUAAAAGCUACGGCACCUGCGUCAACACCGUCGGCGGCUACACCUGCCAGUGUCUGCCUGGCUUCAAGUUCAAACCUGAGGACCCGAAGCUCUGCACAGAUGUGAAUGAAUGCACCUCCGGACAAAACCCAUGCCACAGCUCCACCCACUGCCUCAACAACGUGGGCAGCUAUCAGUGCCGCUGCCGCCCGGGCUGGCAACCGAUUCCGGGGUCCCCCAAUGGUCCAAACAAUACCGUCUGUGAAGAUGUGGACGAGUGCAGCUCCGGUCUGCAUCAGUGUGACAAUUCCACCAUCUGCUUUAACACCGUGGGUUCGUACACCUGCCGCUGCCGCCCAGGCUGGGAGCCCAAACAUGGAAUCCCGAAUAACCAAAAGGACACUGUGUGUGAAGAGAUGAAUUUCCUCACCUGGACCCCGCCCCCUGGAGUCCACAGCCAGACGCUUUCCCAAUUCUUCAACAAAGUCCAGGACCUGGGCAGAGACUUCAAGACAAGCUCAGCCAAUGUCACCAUCCAGAACCUCAUCAAAUUGGUGGACGAACUGAUGGAAGCUCCUGGGGACAUAGAGGCCUUGGCCCCACCUGUCCGGCACCUCAUAGCCACCCAGCUGCUCUCAAACCUUGAAGAUAUCCUGAGGAUCCUGGCCAAGACCCUGCCUGAAGGCCCCUUCACCUACCUUUCCCCUUCGAACACAGAGCUGACCCUGAUGAUCCAGAAGCAGGGGAACAAGAACGUCACUAUGGGUCAGAGCAAUGCACGCAUGAAGCUGAAUUGGGCUGUGGCAGCUGGAGCCAAGGACCCAGGCCCCGCCGUGGCGGGCAUCCUCUCCAUCCAGAACAUGACGACAUUGCUGGCCAAUGCUUCCUUGAAGCUGCAUUCCAAGAAGCAAGCUGAGCUGGAGGAGAUCUAUGAAAGCAACAUCCGCGGUGUCCGACUCAGACGCCUGUCGGCCGUCAACUCCGUCUUUCUGAGCCACAACAACACCAAGGAACUCAACUUCCCCAUCCUGUUCGCCUUCUCCCACCUUGAGUCCUCCAGUGGGGAGGAGGGAAGAGACCCUCCUGCCAAGGACGUGAUGCCUGGGCCACGGCAGGAGCUGAUCUGUGCCUUCUGGAAGAGUGACAGCAACAGGGGAGGGCACUGGGCCACCGAGGGCUGCCGUGUGCUGGGUAGCAAGAACGGCAGCACCACCUGCCAAUGCAGCCACCUGAGCAGCUUUGCGAUCCUCAUGGCUCAUUAUGACCUGGAGGACUGGAAGCUGACCCUGAUCACCAGGGUGGGACUGGCGCUGUCACUCUUCUGCCUGCUGCUGUGCAUCCUCACCUUUCUGCUGGUGCGGCCCAUCCAGGGCUCGCGCACCACCAUACACCUGCACCUCUGCAUCUGCCUCUUCGUGGGCUCCACCAUCUUCCUGGCCGGCAUCGAGAACGAAGGCGGCCAGGUGGGGCUGCGCUGCCGCCUGGUGGCCGGGCUGCUGCACUACUGCUUUCUGGCCGCCUUCUGCUGGAUGAGCCUCGAGGGCCUGGAGCUCUACUUCCUUGUGGUGCGCGUGUUUCAGGGCCAGGGCCUGAGUACGCGCUGGCUCUGCCUGAUCGGCUAUGGCGUGCCCCUGCUCAUCGUGGGCGUCUCGGCUGCCGUCUACAGCAAGGGCUACGGCCGCCCCAGAUACUGCUGGCUGGACUUGGAGCAGGGCUUCCUCUGGAGCUUCCUGGGGCCGGUGACCUUUAUCAUUUUGUGCAAUGCUGUCAUUUUCGUGACCACUGUCUGGAAGCUCACUCAGAAGUUUUCUGAAAUCAAUCCAGACAUGAAGAAAUUAAAGAAGGCGAGGGCGCUGACCAUCACAGCCAUCGCGCAACUCUUCCUGUUGGGCUGCACCUGGGUCUUUGGACUGUUCAUCUUCGACGAUCGGAGCUUGGUGCUGACCUAUGUGUUCACCAUCCUCAACUGCCUGCAGGGCGCCUUCCUCUACCUGCUGCACUGCCUGCUCAACAAGAAGGUUCGGGAAGAAUACCGGAAGUGGGCCUGCCUAGUUGCCAGCGGGAGCAAGUACUCAGAAUUCACCUCUACCACGUCUGGCACUGGCCACAAUCAGACCCGGGCCCUCCGGGCGUCAGAGUCUGGCAUAUGAAAGCACAUGGUUCUGGACGGUCCAGCAGCUCCUGUGGCCGCAGCAGCUUUGUACACGAAGACCAUCCAUCCUCCCUUCGUCCACUGCUCUGCUCCCUCCACCCUCCCUCCCUAAGCCCCGUGUGUGCCACCAGGAGGGAGUGGCAGCUAUAGUCUGGCACCAAAGCCCAGGACACCCAGUGGGGUGGAGCCGGAGCCACUGGUCCUACUGCUGGCUGCCUCUCUCCUCCACCUGAUGACCCAGGGCAAGUACAGGGGCUAGCCCAGGGCUGCAGCGUGUUGCCUUGGCACCUGGGGCUAGUACUCAGGACAGACUGUGGGCUCGUCCUGGCCUGGACUUUUUCCUCUCACGUCUGCUGCAGAACUGAAGAGACUAGGUGCUGGGGCUCAGCUUCCUUCUUAAGCGAAGACUGAUGUCAGAGGCCCCAUGGCAGAGCCCCUUGGGGCCACUGCCUGAGGCUCACGGUACAGAGGCCUGCCCUGCCUGCCCAGGCAGGAGGUUCUCACUGUUGUGAAGGUUGUGGAUGUUGUGUAAUGUGUUUUUAUCUGUUCAAACUUUUCAAUGUUGACACUUAAAAUUAAACACAUGCAUACAGAAGA